Brassica rapa (field mustard) is the source of this 1786-nucleotide messenger RNA. RefSeq names its product probable serine/threonine-protein kinase PBL21. Gene Ontology annotation, molecular function: protein kinase activity; ATP binding. Lineage: Eukaryota; Viridiplantae; Streptophyta; Magnoliopsida; Brassicales; Brassicaceae. The record is from RefSeq and is a predicted model, not a curated record. Gene Ontology annotation, biological process: protein phosphorylation.
AUACAAACAAGAAGGAAGAAGAAAAACCCAAAACUAAAAGCGGUUGCAAAAACUCCGUGAUUUUCUCUCCCCCGUUUCCUGUGCUGAAUUUUGUUUUCUUUUUCUUUCUUGUUUUCAUAUGAUCCUUGUCAUUUUCUAUCGUGUGAUUAGAUGGAAUCUGUAACUCUUCAGUUCUUUUUUAUUCAUUAGAAAAAUAAUAUUUUAUUUUAAGAAACAAAACUCUAUCUCCUUUCUCUCUCUUCUUGCAAUCUAUCACAGAUUUGGAUCUUCUCUUGGUGGGAGGGAGGGAGGAAGGUUUCAAUAAACUCAUCCAAAAGUUUUUGUUCUUUUGUUUUCUGGAAUUAUCCAGACUAAUCAACCUCUUUAUUUAAAUCCUAGGUUUUCUUUUGUAACUUGUCAAGGCUUUGUGUCUCUGGUGUGAGAUAUAUAUUUGGAGCUGAUUCAGCUCCAUUCUCUCUUACUCAAAACCAACUGUAUUCAGAAAAAGAAGAGAUGACUUGCUUCUCUUGUUUGAAUCCUCGAACCAAGGACAUAAGAGUCGACAUUGAUACCGCUCGCCCAACCACCGAUUCAUCAGUUCAUGGAAGUGAUACAACAGGAACAGGGUCCAUUUCGGGUAUUUUAGUUAACGGAAAGGUGAAUAGUCCGACGAAGCCUGGUGGUGGAGCUAGGAGUUUCACUUUUAAAGAGCUAGCCGAAGCAACAAGAAACUUCCGUGAAGUUAAUUUGCUCGGAGAAGGAGGCUUUGGGAGAGUUUACAAGGGUCGUUUAGAUUCAGGACAAGUGGUGGCUAUAAAGCAACUGAAUCCAGAUGGGCUUCAAGGGAACCGAGAGUUCAUAGUUGAAGUCCUUAUGCUUAGCUUAUUCCACCACCCCAAUCUCGUUACACUCAUCGGUUACUGUACUUCUGGUGAUCAGAGACUUCUUGUCUAUGAAUACAUGCCAAUGGGCAGCUUAGAAGAUCACCUCUUUGAUCUUGAUUCAAAUCAAGAACCAUUAACUUGGAACACACGCAUGAAAAUCGCUGUAGGUGCUGCUCGGGGAAUAGAGUAUCUUCACUGCACAGCAAACCCGCCAGUGAUUUACCGCGAUUUGAAAUCCGCAAACAUAUUGCUGGACAAAGAGUUCAACCCCAAGCUCUCUGAUUUCGGACUAGCGAAACUCGGUCCGGUAGGAGAUAGAACUCAUGUAUCGACCAGAGUCAUGGGAACUUACGGUUACUGUGCUCCUGAAUACGCAAUGAGCGGGAAACUAACCGUUAAAUCGGAUAUUUACUGCUUCGGUGUAGUCUUGCUUGAGCUGGUUACGGGAAGGAAAGCCAUUGACUUGAGUCAAAAGCAAGGCGAGCAGAAUCUUGUUGCUUGGUCACGUCCAUACCUUAAGGAUCAGAAGAAGUUUGGACACUUGGUGGAUCCGUCUCUACGAGGAAAAUACCCAAGAAGAUGUUUAAACUAUGCGAUUGCGAUAAUCGCAAUGUGUUUGAACGAGGAAGCUCAUUAUCGACCGUUUAUAGGUGACAUUGUGGUGGCACUUGAGUACUUAGCCGCACAGAGUCAGUCUCAUGAAGCUCGUAACGUCUCAUGCACGUCACCUGAUGUCAGAAGAACGCCGCGACGGGACUCUUAGAAACGCACACAAGAAUCUUGAGUUCUUUAAGAACUUUCAGUUUGGUGUUCUGUAAAAAUGUUUGUCUUUCGCACAAAUAAUUUGGUAAAUGUGUUUUUAGUUUCUUAUUCUUAUUUUUCCUACGAUGUAUAUGGGUUUGAAGAAAAUUAUCUUCCAUAGA